Messenger RNA from Asterias rubens (European starfish), 1999 nucleotides. RefSeq names its product acyl-coenzyme A thioesterase 8-like. Gene Ontology annotation, molecular function: fatty acyl-CoA hydrolase activity. The transcript has 6 exons. Gene Ontology annotation, cellular component: peroxisomal matrix. Bases 102 to 1025 code for a protein of 307 amino acids. The record is from RefSeq and is a predicted model, not a curated record. Gene Ontology annotation, biological process: acyl-CoA metabolic process; fatty acid catabolic process. Lineage: Eukaryota; Metazoa; Echinodermata; Asteroidea; Forcipulatida; Asteriidae.
CUUCACAUUACGUCAACAUUGAUGUGACCGCUACCGUGUCUUGCACGGUUCUGUGUGGAGAUUCGAGUUCAAUUUUGUAUGAUUAUCUGGUUAUCUUGAACAUGGAGACUUCCGUGGAGAUACAAGGCACUCAGCCUAGUAAGUUAAUCGAGGCUGUUUUGGAUCUUGAACGAAUUGACCAUAAUUUGUACAGAGCCAACGAUCACUGGAAGGAAUUCAGGUCUAAACGGCUGUAUGGAGGCCAGGUUGUGAGUCAAGCAAUGGUAGCUGCCAGCAAGACCGUCCAGCCACAGUUCCACAUACACUCACUCCAUUGUUACUUCACACGCAAAGGUAACACUGAUAUUCCUGUGUUGUACCAAGUCGAGAAUCUACGAGACGGGAAGAGUUACGCCACUCGAUUGGUACACGCCAUACAAGAAGGGAAGACCAUCCUCAUCAUGGUCUUAUCGUUUCAUGUCAGGGAAGAGUCCCCGUUUCAUCACCAGAUUAAAAUGCCCAAGGUACCAUUCCCUGAAGAACUUCCAACUUUGAAUGAGCUGAUGAACCAGAACCAUUUCAGUCGUGCUUCUGAAAAAUGGAAAGCCAAAAUUCAGGAGGUGGAAGGCUCAGGCCAGUUGUUAGAGUACAGACACAUCGAUGUAGCAAACAUCUUGGGGAACAAAUCGGCGAAGGCGCACCGGUUCAUUUGGGCACGCGUGCUAGGUCAUUUAGAUGACUCUCAUGAGAACAUCCAUCGCUGUUCCGCUGCUUUUAUCUCUGAUUCCUUCAUUGCCUGGACGGCCUAUAUGCCUCACAAAAACAUUCGACUUGGUCAGAUUGCUUCGUUGGAUCAUAAUAUUUGGUUCCACGCACCGUUCAAAGCAGAUGAGUGGAUGUUGUACGAGCUAGAAAGUCCCAAAACAGGUGCUGGGCGGGGAAUGGCUUUGGGUCGAAUUUGGCGGAGGGAUGGUGUCCUAGCAGCGACCAUUGCUCAGGAAAUCCUUUUAAGACCUCAACUCCAGAAACCAAAGAGUCAACUGUAAUCAAGGUUAAUCAAGUAAUACUAAUAAUAAUAUAUAUACUUGUAAAACCAAAAUGAAAUGAUAUGUAUAAAGCGCACUGUAUCCUUCUAACAAGUAGGCGACAUAUGGCGCGACAAAAAGGAUCAACAUCAACAGAAGAAACAUUUUGGUAAAAAUCUGACACAGCAUCUUUAAUGAGUCUUUAUUGAAGUGUUAAGUCUAUAGGUUGGGGUACAACAGCAAAAGCUGCACCCAAUCCUUACAUUUGCCCUUUUGACUUGUUAAUAAUGUUGGGUACUGUUUAUAACUGUCACUUUUAAUAUUUAUGAAACACCAAUUAUGUAUUUUUAUCAGGUGAAGGCAAUACCAAAAUAAUAUUUUAUUGAAUUGAAUUGAAUAUGAAUUGAAUUGAAUGGAAUUGAAUUGAAUUGAAUUGGAACAAGACAUAUUAAUUAAACUGUGCCAUUGUAGGCAAUUAACAUGAGGUUUGUUUUAAGAGAAGUUUUGGGGGAGUGGAGGGUUGAAAUUUAGUGAAUGUUGUGAUGAAGGCUGCUCCAUAGAUGAGGGGAAGCAGUGCGGAAAGAUCUGUCUCUCCAGGGAGCGAUAAGAUCUUGGUAUAGUCAGGAGAUGUUGACAUGCUAAACAAAGAAUAAGGCCAGGGGUGGAUUCCAAAAAGAGUUGAAAGCCUAGUAGUCUUAUCUCGAGUUAGGAAGAGGUACUCGUCCUAACUUAGGACUUUAGCCUUAAGUGUUUAACAUCUCACUACACUAGGACUAGUCUUAACUUUGUAAAAUCGACCCCUGGUGUAUUGUGUGACGUAUUGUGGUCAUAAUUAAGGGGUAUCAACGUAGUGUUCAUUCGGAGAAUUUCCCAUUUAAAAGGACAAGGCCAUUUCAUGUUGAAAGGGACACUUCAAAGUCUCAAAGUCAAUGGGAAACUUUUGACCAGGGGUAACCAUUAAAGGCCAUGGCUUCCAUGUCGUGCGUAUUAUUCCA